This is a messenger RNA of Diuraphis noxia (Russian wheat aphid), 463 nucleotides long. RefSeq lists its product as uncharacterized. Lineage: Eukaryota; Metazoa; Arthropoda; Insecta; Hemiptera; Aphididae. The record is from RefSeq and is a predicted model, not a curated record.
CUUGCGUUAAGAACUUACAUACCAACCUUAAUCACACACAGUAUCUGCUUAAAGUUUCAAUAAAUUUAUUUAUUUGUUUUUUUUUUAUAAAACAAAAUGUCAACUACAUCGUUGGACAUCGACGGAAUGAGCGCUGAGGAGAAAAUUGAACAAAUUAAAAUGAUGCGAGAUUUGAUUCGUCUCAAAGGGAAGUCAGGGGAUGGAUGUAACUCUGCGUUUCAAAAGAUUGGCAAGAAAAAAAACCUUAUUAGCGACACUGUUAUGUCUGCUGUAUUUGUAACUAGUUUUGUUUUGAUUGUGGCAAUGGCAUUAUAUUCGUUUAGAACUUUAUACCUUGCCAUACAGAAAAAAUUUCCUUCUCAGCACACAGAAUUGUAAUAACUGGCACAAAAAAUUUAAAAUAUAUGUUAUUUCAACUUAGGCAUUUGUAUUAACAUUAUAUAAAAAUAGUUUUAAAUUCUAA